Messenger RNA from Protopolystoma xenopodis, 510 nucleotides. Lineage: Eukaryota; Metazoa; Platyhelminthes; Monogenea; Polystomatidea; Polystomatidae. The record is from the annotation of a GenBank genome assembly.
AUGCCGGGCGGUAAGCCAGGGCAGACACUACCUACAUCGGCACAGCCCUAUCGUCUUAAUGUAUGCACUGUCUCAAACCCAUCUGACGAUGACACUGGUCUCCCACUUGCUACCAUCUUUCCUAGUUCAGUCACAACCGAACAACGGAACCAGUUGGAUUCGAUUAGUCAGUCUUCUGCUCGAAAGAACCAGGUUGAUCCUUCUCUAUCUUCUCUUGUACCUGCAUCAACGCAAUCUGAACGUCUGAACAACCUACUUGUUCAUGCGUCUUUUGCACAUGCUCCUGUUACUUCUGGAUUUCCUGAUUGCGGACGCCAGGUGUAUACAUCCUCUCUUCAUAAUCAGCAACUUCCACCUUCCUCCUUAACUCAAGUCGCACCCCAAAGUGUAUCGGUAGAGUAUCGGGUGCCGAUAGAAUGCACACAUGUUGCUCGUGGUCAUUCUAACGCCGUCCUUGAUGUUGACUUGAUGGCUGAUCUCAUGCUUUCCGGCAGCAAAGUUAAGGAUUAA